AUGGUGCGCAUGUCCGUUUUAGCCGACUGCCUCAAGACGAUCGUCAACGCAGAAAAGCGGGGACGCCGUCAGGUGCUCAUUCGACCCUCUAGCAAGGUGGUGGUCAAGUUUCUGCAGUGCAUGCAGAGACGUGGCUACAUUGGCGAAUUCGAGAUUGUUGAUGACCAUCGCUCCAAGAAGAUCGUUGUGGACCUGCUGGGGCGCAUCAACAAGUACGAUGUGACAGUAGCAAAUAUUGAAAAGUACUGCUCCAACUUGCUGCCUUCUCGCCAAUUCGGCCACUUGGUGCUGACGACGGCGUAUGGCAUCAUGGAUCAUGAGGAAGCCCGCAGAAAACACACCGGAGGGAAGAUCCUCGGGUUUUUCUUCUGA
Eimeria mitis is the source of this 372-nucleotide messenger RNA. RefSeq names its product 40S ribosomal protein S15A, putative. The transcript has 2 exons. Lineage: Eukaryota; Apicomplexa; Conoidasida; Eucoccidiorida; Eimeriidae. The coding region runs from base 1 to 372 and encodes 123 amino acids. Gene Ontology annotation, cellular component: ribosome; cytosolic small ribosomal subunit. Gene Ontology annotation, molecular function: structural constituent of ribosome. The record is from RefSeq and is a predicted model, not a curated record. Gene Ontology annotation, biological process: translation.